Molecule: messenger RNA, 2530 nt
Organism: Gadus macrocephalus (Pacific cod)
Lineage: Eukaryota; Metazoa; Chordata; Actinopteri; Gadiformes; Gadidae
Gene: wdr89
Product: WD repeat domain 89
Exons: 2
Coding region: 679-1950 (423 amino acids)
Molecular function (GO): protein binding
Source: RefSeq, a predicted model, not a curated record
UCUGAAGGAGGCACGGGCGAUUCUAAAUGAGCCAAAUACCCGAGACAGGACCAAUCGUCAAUAUUUUGGUUUCAAACAAUCUAUUUCAUCCUUGACAACCCAGAAAGGGGGCUCAAAGUGCAAAAUACCGGAUUAUUUUUCAUUUAUUCCUUUAUCACGCAAGUAAUGCAAUGUAUGUUUUACUGCAGGCCGAUAUAUAUAUUUUAGUUGUUCGUGCAUAAUAAUAAUAAUAAUAAUAACAGGGUCAAUACAUCUGAAACGCAUUUCUUUAAAUUGUCAGCGGAACUGUUGCUCGUUAAACAUUGUUUCCGAGGGGACCUCAACACGAGUUACACCAGCAGCUCAGCGUGUAUUUAGCAGCGAGCUCAGCCUCGCUUGGGAGACUUACAAACUAUUUUCUUUACUUAUUGUUGUUAUAAACUACUUGUACAACAGUUUAUACAGGUACAUAACCGUAAUAGCGACCGCACGUUGUGCUUUUUAUAUAGCGAUAUACAUAUAGGCAUGUAUGUAUAUAUAUUAUUUAUAUGCAUGUUAAAUUAAACUAGACAACAAGUGUGUUGUCCAUAACGACCCCCAGCGAGACGGGGGGCUUCUGUCCGGGGAGCAGUCGUCCUAUGGUCCACGAUACCGAAAUCAUUAACAGAGUUUAGUCAGAGUGUGUUGAGUCCAGCCGCCAUGGAGGGAGUGGAGGAGAAGCUCAAGUCUCUGUCCAUCGCGCGGCGGCUCCAGCCGCAAGACCCCGCCUACCUGCUCGACGUGUCGCUUCAGCCCGGCGCCGCGGGCACCUCCUCGGGCGACGUGCUGGCGGUGUCCUGCUCCAACCACCGGCUCCACCUGCACAACAAGGAGACGCUGCGUCCCCUGGGGGAGUUCCGCGGCCACACCGCGCCCAUCUGCGGGGUCACCUUCGCGCACGCCUCCCCGGACCUGCUGUUCUCGGGCUCGGCCGACGGCACGGUGCGGGCGUGGGACGCCCGGAGGCCCGGCUCCAAGGCGGUCCAGGAGUUCCGGGGCGACCCGGCGCACCGCUUCAGCGGCGUGGGCGUCAACGCGGCGGACGUGGUGGUGUGCGCCGGCACGGAGCAGCUGGACGAGGAGAGCUUCCUGGUGUUCUGGGACGCGCGCGCCGCCGGCAAAGCACUGCUGGGCGUGUACUCGGAGUCGCACAGCGACGACGUCACGCAGGUGAGCUUCCACCCGCGGGACAAGGACCGGCUGGCCACGGGCGCCACGGACGGGCUGGUGAACGUGUUCGACCUGCGGCGCGGCGGCGAGGAGGACGCGCUGCUCGCCACGUGCAACAGCGGGUCGUCGGCCGGGGCGGUGCGCUGGGCGGGGCCCGGGCUGGACCGGCUGCUCUGCCUCACCGACAGCGACGGGCUCCACCUGUGGGACCUGGGCCGCCUGGACACGGAGGAGCCCCUCACGCUCUACAGCACCCCCGACGCCCGCACGCUCACCCCGCUGGAGGGCGGGGGCUCCGUGGACUACCUGGUGGGGGGCCAGUGGCUGGAGGGGGCCCAGAGGCUGCUGGUGGUGGGGGGGACCAGUGAGGGGGCCCUCCACCUCAUGGAGUGCACCGAGCGGGGCCUGGAGCUGCUGAGCUCGCCGCCGCAGGGGGCGGGGCACACGGCGGUGGUGCGCUGCUUCCUGUGGGACGAGGCGGGGGAGGGGGCUCUGGUCACCGCCGGGGAGGACGCACAGCUGUUGCUAUGGAAACCGGGAGGGGAGGAGCUGGCGCCCGGGAGGCAGGCGACCAUGAAGAGCACCUCGUCGUGGAAGCUGCAGGCGCGGCCGCAUAAACAGAGCGGGUACGAGUGGAAGAGAGGAGGAGGAGGAGGAGGGAGAGGUGGAGGAGGAGGAGGAGGAGGAGGAGGAGGGAGAGGUGGAGGAGGGAGGGGAAGAGGAGGGAGAGGUGGAGGAGGAGGUGCUUUGAAGAACCAAUGACCUCUAUGAGGAGUUAAUCGGUGUUAUGGACUGGACUACCGUGUUCUGGACUGGACUGUGAUGUUCUGGACUGGACUGUGAUGUCUGGACUGGACUACCGUGUUCUGGACUGGACUGGACUGUGAUGUCUGGACUGGACUGUGAUGUCUGGACUGGACUGCGUUGUUUAAUUCUGGACUGGACUUUUAUGCUCUGGACUGGACUGUGAUGUUCUGGACUGGACUGGGAUGUCUGGACUGGACUGCGUUGUUUAAUUCUGGACUGGACUUUUAUGCUCUGGACUGGACUGUGAUGUUCUGGACUGGACUGGGUUGUUGGUUCUGGAUUGGACUGUGGGAAUAAAAAUAAACAUUUGAAAAUCAGAAAUGGAUUUCUGAGAUUUUAUGAAUAGCACAAGAACUUAUUAAUAAAUCAUCAACGAGUAAUCUUCCAGCCCUACAGUAGCCCUGGUUAAGGAUGUGAUUCUACGCAAAUUGGAGUUAAUGGAAUUGUAUUCAGAGAAAACAUGAAUCAUCUGAAAUAAUACAUGAAAAUAACAUAAUAAAGAUGAAAAAAAUGCCUUCAUUUAUUUUACACAAAA